CAUCGUCUAACGUGAAGGAAAGACACGCACCCACCAUGAGGACUUUGCUGGCCAUUGGUUUUAUCCUUUGCCUCGCCGUCUCGACGGUCCUCGCCGGUGGUUUUGGCGGAGGUUUCGGACGAGGCAUUGGUUUGGGCCAUGGUGGUGGCCUCGGAUACGGUGGUGGCCUUGGUGGUGGCUACGGAGGAGGCCUUGGCGGAGGUCUUGGCGGCGGUCUUGGUGGCGUCCAUGGUGGUGGCUACGGUGGCUCUUACGCUGGUUCCUACGCUGGUAGUUACGGAGGAGUCCAUGGUGGUCACUUCGGUUGACAUGGCCUAAGGUGUAACUUCGCUGCGAAAGACAACACAAGGAAAAGACAGUCAAAGUGUACAAAACAUGUAUUUAGAUCAAAAUAAACAACCUCCACC
Messenger RNA from Dermacentor albipictus, 407 nucleotides. RefSeq lists its product as uncharacterized. Lineage: Eukaryota; Metazoa; Arthropoda; Arachnida; Ixodida; Ixodidae. The record is from RefSeq and is a predicted model, not a curated record.